This is a messenger RNA of Polypterus senegalus (gray bichir), 891 nucleotides long. Its product is annotated as CMRF35-like molecule 5. The record is from RefSeq and is a predicted model, not a curated record. The coding region runs from base 67 to 891 and encodes 274 amino acids. NCBI's taxonomy places the organism in Eukaryota, Metazoa, Chordata, Cladistia, Polypteriformes, Polypteridae. The transcript has 6 exons.
AAGUAAUGUCAGCUUUCUCGUCUUCCUUCUCUUACUUUAUUUCUGACACUGGAAACUUGGAAGGUCAUGCGUUGGCCAGAGAAGACAAACCACAGUCAUGUGUUUCCUGUCAGCCUCAGAGAGACAAAGGCUCCCUUGUCCUUCCACCACCCAGAUCUGUCACAGCCUUUCAACAUGGCACCUUGUGAGUUGGCACUUGUUUUCCUCUUCUCAGCUCUGUACUGCACCACGAUGGCACAGCAAGUGUCAGCCAACGGCCUACAAGGGGGAUCCGUCAAGAUUUCCUGCUACUACUCGGCCCACCAAAGAAACCGGGAGAAGUACUUCUGUCAAGAUCCCUGUACCAGCGAGGAUGACGUCCUGAUCAGAACCACUUCUCGGGAGAACCUGGCCUCUUGGGGAAGGUUCUCCAUCUUUGACUACUCCUCCUACAGAGUCCUAUUUGUGACCAUCACUGACCUGCAGUUGAGCGAUUCAGGCAAAUACUAUUGCGGGAUAAGCGUGAUUUGGAGUACAGACUUCUUCAUCGAGGUGCAGCUAACUGUCAACAAAGUUCCCACCAUCACAGUCAGCCAAUUACUUCUUGAAGAGACGAGCACCAGAGUGACAUCAGCCCCGGCAGAGCCGACAAGCACGGAGGCAGGGAGUACAGUGCAAGAAAACGGGAGAGCAACAGAGGAAGACCGGAGUGUGACGACAUGGCAGUCAGAGGCCGAGGGUGUGGCGUUCACCACUGCAGUCAUCAGGACGGCCGUUGGACUGUUCUGCAUAUUUUUUCUUGCUCUCACUGUGCUUGUGUCUGAAAUAAUUGCAAGGUCCAGAAGACUUCACAUUUUGACAUCCUACGUGUCAUACUUUACAUUUACUGACAUUCAGUUUCAGCCCCUGUAG